Molecule: messenger RNA, 1360 nt
Organism: Anastrepha obliqua
Lineage: Eukaryota; Metazoa; Arthropoda; Insecta; Diptera; Tephritidae
Gene: wuho
Product: tRNA (guanine-N(7)-)-methyltransferase non-catalytic subunit wuho
Exons: 1
Coding region: 116-1276 (386 amino acids)
Biological process (GO): RNA (guanine-N7)-methylation
Cellular component (GO): cytosol; nucleus; tRNA methyltransferase complex
Molecular function (GO): protein binding; tRNA (guanine(46)-N7)-methyltransferase activity
Source: RefSeq, a predicted model, not a curated record
UUUGAACGAUGACUAAUAAACCAUUGUGACUUGCUCGUUGUAUAGAUUGUGAAUUGUGGCGAAAUUUUGUUUGCAGUAUUCUGUGAUUUUAUUCAAGAAGCAUUUAUUACUAAUAAUGACGACGCUUUUUUAUGCUGAUCCAGAAUUGAUAAUAGCGUUAAAUAGAAAAGUUAUCUUCGUAAAUCCAAAUGAUUUGCAAAUAUUUAAGGAGAUCGAGUUGCCUGAAGACUUAAAAGCAUGUGGGUUGAAAACACUCAAAGACGUCGACGGAGCCGCAGAAGCUGGUGGGAGUAACGAACAAUGUAAAGCGUCGAAGAAACUAAAAGAAGUGAAUAUUGAAACGCCCAGCAUACUACAUGUGCAACUUUCACCCGAUAGACGACUGUGCGCAGUAACCACAGCAGGUCAGAAGGCCGUUCUUCUGUAUCAGUGCCACCCGGAAUACGCAAAACUUAUUUCAGUUCGUCCACUGGCACGUGCUUCCAGCGCUCUUACGUUUAGCAAUGACUCCACUGCAUUGUUGGUGACUGACAAAUCGGGCGAUUGCUACAAGUAUGAUUGUGUGAACUUGGAAGAUGAACCCAGUCUUCUACUCGGACACCUUAGUAUAGUUUAUGAUGCUUUAUGGACUCCAAAUGCCGAAUAUAUUAUCACUUGCGACAGAGACGAUAAAAUACGCGUAACGAACUAUCCUGAAACACAUGAUAUACACGGCUACUGUUUGGGACAUAAAGAAUUUGUGUCCGGGAUUGCUCUACUAGACACGGAUACCAUAGUUUCUGUAUCUGGGGACAAAACAUUGCGUAUAUGGAAUUUCGUUAGUGGCCAAGAAGUGGCAAAGAUAGACUUACCUGCACCUGCUUUACGGAUUUGCUUGCGUUCGACUGGAGAAAAUACGUUCCAAGCGGCUGUGUUGCUAUAUCAGCCUGACGAAUGCAUUGGUGUUUAUGAGCUUAGAAAGAACGAUGCAGACAAGUGGGUUAUUUCGGUAAGCGCGGUACUGCAGUUUCCGGAAGUGAUUGUUAGCAAUAUAUGUUUUGUAAAUGAAAGUCUUUAUGCUACUGGUAUUAUUGACGAACACUUCAGUUUGAAAAUAUCUAAAUUGUCGGAGAAGGCGUCAGAUGUACCAGAAAAUUGGGUCAAGAUGGUUGAAGAGCAGUUCAAAACGGAGGUGUGGAAGCCUGAAGACGUGUCGGCAUGGUUCAAGAAGCGCUAUGACAACGUCAGCGAGUACUUAGAACGCAAAAAACGACGAAUCGAAGAAAAACAAAAAUAGUAUUUUCGAAAGCAGUGAAUGAAAUAUGCGAAAUUAAUUUCUAUCGGCAAUACGUAAAUAAAGUUUAUUUUGUUACUUGAGUAA